AUGAAAUGGGAUUGUCCUGAAUGAAACUGUACACCCAAUCCGUUCUCUCUGCGUAGCAUAUACCUGUCCAGCCGGUUUCAAAGAUUUGUGAAAGCUCGAUCCGGGAGUUACGGGUAUUGGUAGGUAGGUCUAUUACGAGAGGGGUGUUGGAUGUCAGUUUGGAACAGUUCAACACACGACGCCCCAACGACUGGAACGGAGCUCCUUUCUCUCGCCACUCCAGAAGUGUAGCUUGGUCUCGCCACUUGCGCAACAAGUGACUCUGCCAAAGGGAUUUAUAAGAUUCAGUCGGACACAUUUAGUUUCUUUAUGCUAGAACGUGACUGAAAAUCAAGGCUUUCGACGAGAGUAACAGGAGCACUCUCUCCGUUUCUUUGCCUGUCCACGGUUUCUGAAGGCAUCACAACCGGGUAUAAAAUCCGAUUUCUCCGUGUUCGACCAUGAAAGUGACACGGAUGUUUGUGCCCAGAUGCUGCGCUCCUUCACAUUAGCACGUCGCCGGCUGACUAAAUGGCCACCAUGCUCCAUGCGUCCGCUGUGGUCGUGUGGGAAUGGCUCAACGAACACGGGCGGUGGCGGCCCUACAGCCCGACCGUCUCCCACCACAUCGAGGCGGUGAUACGAAGCGAUCCCCGUGGUGGGAGCGUCGUGCUAGGCCAAGUCGACAACCGCCUCUCGCCCUACAUCCUAGACCUGCAGUCGAUGCACCAGUUCAGGCAGGACACAGGUAUGAUCCGGCCGGUGCGCCGUAGCUUCUACGAUCCCACGUCGGCGCCGGGCCAGGGUUGGCUGUGGGAGUGGGAGAACGACACGGGCUCCUGGACCCAGUACGACACGGAGGUCGGCAUCGCCAUCCAGACGGCCCGGGACCGCCAACAGCCCUGGCUGGACCUGGCGCCGCUGGGAUUCUGCUACCUGGUGGACCUGCAGGGCAUGACCCAGAUCAACAGGCAGACCCAGAGACAACGCAGGAUACAGCGGAGGUCCGACGUGGCCUACCCACUAGUGUCAGGACCGGUACCCAGGAACGGAGGUGGAGGAUCGGGUCCAACGGGAGCGUUACUGGGUGUUGGGGUGUCGGGCGUCAACGGGCGCGCUGUGUACCCAAGCGGCGGGCUGGCGACCAUGCAGUCCCUCGCCGGGCAGCCGUGCUCCUGCCAGCAGUGCAUGCUGGUCUUUAGUGUGAAGCAGAGCACAGUGAGGUCAUCGACACACAAGUUGGGCCACCGGCCGAGUAAACCUCAGAGUAAACCACCCAGCCCCAAAUCUGCCACCCUGGGGCGGGGCCAACUCAGGAGCUCCCCCGCUAGAUCUGCCUACUCCAAAACCUUACCUCACGGACUCUCCAUAUCCCGGAACCAGUCCUCACCGCGACGGAAUGCUGCCCUCUUCGCCCGCUCCCUCUCCCUCCUCAGCGCCCAAACGGGCACCCUCUCCAUCUCCAACCGACCCCCUCCUCCCUCUCUCCCGCCCCCUCAGCCGCCCUCCUCCAAUCAGGGCCGCCGUCCGUCCGUGCCGCCCCCCUCUCCCUCCUCCACGAGUCAACCGGUGCCCACCGCCACGCUCGUCACCCCGGCGACCGCCGUGACGUCACCGCCCUCUCCCGUGCCGUCCCCGUCGCCGCGGCCCAUGGCUCCCCAGCGCUCGGCGCCGUGCUCUGCCCCCCUGCCCCAGCGGUCCAGUCUGGCUGGGCUCAGCCGGCCCGCCCUGCAACGCAUAGCCAUGGCCCAGUCACGAGCCCUCAUUGCCUCUGGCGUGCCCACUGUCCCAGUGAAGAACCUCAGUGGGAACAGCCCGGUCCAUCCAGCGCUGGCCGGUAUCACGGGGAUCCUGAUGAGCGCUGCGGGGUUCCCUGUGUGUCUCACCCGCCCACCCAAACUGGUGCUGCACCCCCCGCCCGUCAGCAAGAGGGACAUCAAGCCCGUCCCCGGCCUGGGUCACUGCUGCCGCAAGACCACCAAGAAACAGGCCCGCAAAGGUAAGACAACAGAGGAGGUGGUGAAGCAGUAUCUUCAGAAAGUCAGGAUAGCACCAGAGGAGAACUGUACCAUCUGUAUGGAGGCCCUCGGGGGGGCGUCAGGCUACAAGGGUGGUGACUUCAUAGGUCGCCUGGCCCAGUGUGGGCACCAGUACCACCUCCAGUGCCUGGUGGCCAUGUACAACAACGGCAACAAAGAUGGCAGCCUGCAGUGCCCCACCUGCAAAACCAUCUACGGCGUGAAGACGGGCAACCAGCCGCCCGGGAAGAUGGAGUACCACGUCAUCCCCCACUCGCUGCCUGGCCACCAUGACUGCAAGACCAUCCGCAUCAUCUACAACGUCCUGCCUGGCACCCAGGGCCCAGAGCACCCCAACCCAGGCAAGCCCUUUACAGCCAGAGGGUUCCCGCGUCACUGCUACCUCCCAGACAGCGAGAAGGGACGCAAGGUACUCAGACUCCUGCUGACCGCGUGGGACCGGCGCCUGGUCUUCUCAGUGGGCACGUCCAGCACCACAGGCGAGUUGGACACGGUCAUCUGGAACGAGGUACACCACAAGACGGAAUUUGGCUCCAACCUCACGGGCCACGGCUACCCCGACCCUAGCCAUCUAGACAACGUCCUGGAUGAACUGAAAGCACAGGGCAUCACCGAGGAAGAGGAGCAAUGAUAGGAGGAAGAGGAGGAGACGGGACGAUGAAUUAAUUCAGACUCUACCAGCACUUAAAUGGGGUGGCAGUUUGGUGUAGAGGGGAAAGGUCCAAUUACACUUUGGAAGAUUCUCUGAAGAUGCUGAUUGAUUGGAGGGUCCUAGAGGUUUGGGAAAUCACACAAGCACACAGUGGAGUGUUAGGGUGUUUGUUUGAGUGAUGGCACAGGAGCGAGGGAACGAGAGAGAGAAAUAGGCUCAGGCUUUGUUUAGAUUUGACUGUGGUCAAAAUGAUGACUACACUGGUAUAGUUAGGUACUAGCUAAAUAAAUUACAAAGAGUUGAGAGACGGUACCAAGUUAUUUACUAACUAAUUUACACUACUAAAAGAGAGCGAGAGAGAGAGAGAGGGAGAGAGAGAGAAAAGGAUAGAAGAGAUCAAGAGACUGAGGGAGAGAAAGGACAAAGAUUGAGAGAUGUGAAAGGGAGGGGGAAGGGUAUUAAGAAAGGAGGAAGAGAAUAGAGCGAGCAAACGAGAGAGAAGAUGGCAAGAGAAUGAAGCUAGUAUUAAAUAGGAGUAGGGUAAAUUAACUUAGAAAUGGUACUACUUUAGCAGAGACACAGGAAGAGAGUGAGAGAGAGAGAGAGGGGAGGGAGAGAGAGACAGACAGACAGACGUGCCUAUAGUAACCACCUGCUUGAGUUUGAUUAUCAAGUGGCUUGUGCCCGUUGUGACUGUUUAUAUGUGUAGUCAGACGCCACCUAGUGGCCACUCUACUGAAAAUACAUUCAAAACACUGAAUGUGACGAACAAAACAAACAAAUCACACAUUUCUUUUGAUAAUGAUACUCCGCUUAUGUUUGUAUAAUGAAUGCAUUGUCGUUAUUGUCUUCAUGUAACAUCAUUCCAUGCGUCAUACCUCUUUACAUAUAUUUCAAAAUUGUAUUUUAUACUCUGAAUGAUUUGAAGUCGUGGGAUGUUGUAUGUUAUGAUACGAUGACAGUUAGCCCAGAAGAUAUAUAUGGUACUACCCAUAAAACAACCUUGAUGGGUACUGGGAAUGACUUCUUUCCCUUCCUUUACAAUUCAGAUAGUUGUUGAUUCUGAACCGAUGUCUUGCUGUUUGUACUGUAUGUACCCGUUGUAUGUAUGGAAAAGGGGGACAUGUCAAUAAAUCGAGUGCUGCUUACUUUUAUAAAGGAGACGAGCAUUUGAGAUUCCCUGGGAAGACGCACUUGAGAAAUGGGCCAUGAUAUGAGCCGCCAGUGUUUGAAACCAGGUGAGAAGACACCAGGAACCCAGAACUUAAAUAUUGGACAGGUUGUGGUGUGUUGGUGGCUGAGGAGGGAGUCCGAUAAGGAACAUAAUAGCCUGUGAAGAAGAACUGAGUUUUAUCAUUGCAUUAAUGACCAGACUAAAACCAAUAAAUACCUCACUAUUAAACAAACAACAUCCGUAGCAUAUCCACACUGUAACGGAUAUACAAAAUGUCUGCCUCCAUUUCAUUGGCUGGAUUGGCUUCAAUGCAACAGAUUGGGUGGGCAGUGUAAUGCCAUUCUUGUGUAGAAUGUCGUUAGAAUGCGUCUACCUCCUGCCGGCAAACAGUGUCUUUGGUCUUGUUCCUUAUGGAGACCCUGUGCAUCACUGGCCACUACGCCUGUCCGGUCUCAGAGUUGGGUCUAUGAAGGACCUAUUUAUAAGGAUGUUGUGUGUGUGUGUGUGUGUGAGCUCAUGCAUAUAACGUAUGCAUGCCUUUAAACAUGACAUGCGUUUUAAUGUGUACUGUUUGUACAUCAACGUGUUUUGAGGUAUGAUUCUGUUACUAAACAGCACACUUUUUUACCCCAUUAAUAUCAUGAUCCGCUUUUCUGUUCUUUCUUUUAAAUUGUCUGUUAACACUUUAUCAUUAUUAUUUAAAUUAAACAAGUUAACAGUUGUCUUGAUCAAAUGGUAUAUCCAGCUCUUUCUCAUUUUGUACGUAAGUGUUGUUAGUGUCUGUCAUUUUUUUUGUCAUCUUUCUUACGGUUGAGUUGACAACAGAUAGUACUUUUCUUUUAUCCACGGUGUACAGAAGGUCUGUAUACUACGUGUAUUUUCAUUGUGAAAAGGAAUUUGAAGGUAGACUUUUUCUGACUAUAAUGUAAUGUACUUUCACACCAAGCCACUAAGGGUGGCCUUCCCUCCUCCUGGAGACCUACUGCAGGUGGAGGCUUUUGUUCCAGCUCUGCUUUACCGUUGCCUGACGACUCAUCCUGAAUUUAAUUCUGCUUCUCUAUCGAUCACUCCACAGGGCAGGGAUGGGCAACUCCAGUCCUCUGGGGCCAUCCCUCGCAAACACAGCUGAUUAAGCUAAUUGCGAUGUAAACUGAAGAUGGAUUAUUUGCGGCUUAUUGGACUGUGUUAGCUGGGGCUAGGGAGAAAACCAAAACGUGCACCCCUUGGGGUCUCGAGUUUGGGAAAUGCUGGUCUAGGCCCAACCCAUCUCAAUCUACUAACAUUCUGCUCAUCGGGGAACCUCAGCGGAAUCAGGUGUGGUAUAGCAGGGCUGGAACAAAAGCCUGAACCCCCAGCCUUUCAGGGGGAGGGUUUGCCACCCCUUCCCUAUGUCCCCUUUCCCCAUUCAGAUGACCCAGUUGUUCAUCCUCGACUACAACCUCAAGUGUAUUUUUAUGUGUACAGUCUUCACACAGCAUCCCUUCAUCGUUGUCCAAUUGUUCAUUUGAGGGGAACAUGAGAGGUGUUUUACCUCAUUCUUGGUGAAGAGGUUGGGAAGGGUGCUGGGUGUAGUGAAAAAAAAAGUGAUGCAUUAAAAAAAUGUGCGUACACCAAAAACAAUUGCUGGAAUACGAAUGAUUAAUACAAAUAAAGAAUCGAAUGAAGA
Messenger RNA from Oncorhynchus mykiss (rainbow trout), 5510 nucleotides. Its product is annotated as E3 ubiquitin-protein ligase DTX4. Gene Ontology annotation, molecular function: zinc ion binding. Gene Ontology annotation, biological process: protein ubiquitination; Notch signaling pathway. Lineage: Eukaryota; Metazoa; Chordata; Actinopteri; Salmoniformes; Salmonidae. The record is from RefSeq and is a predicted model, not a curated record.